Molecule: messenger RNA, 8646 nt
Organism: Manis pentadactyla (Chinese pangolin)
Lineage: Eukaryota; Metazoa; Chordata; Mammalia; Pholidota; Manidae
Gene: PLEKHM3
Product: pleckstrin homology domain containing M3
Exons: 7
Coding region: 495-2456 (653 amino acids)
Source: RefSeq, a predicted model, not a curated record
GGAAGCAUAUAAGCGUGGGACCGCGAGAGGCGCUUGUAAACAGAGAGCCGGGCCGGGAUGGUCGGCGGCCGGCCGGACGCGCUGUCAUCCAGGCGGGGUUGCGGCGGAAGCCGAGCCCUGGCCGGCAGCAGACGGCAGGCCCGGCAGGUGGAAGGAGAGAAGCAGCCGGCGGCCCGGGAAUUAAGGAUUGCCAUGGCAUUGUUCUGACAAGCACCUCCUGCUGUCUUUACUGAUGUCUUAAUGAAGAAUAAUCUCAAAGGAACAUUUGUCUCCCCAUUCCUCUGUUAAUUGCCAUUAGCUGCUAGCAGAUGCUUUUAAUGACCAGGAAAACAUCAGCCAUCCUUGUGCUUAGCCUCCUCCAAGCAGGCGAAUGAAGGUUUCUUCCAGUUGUUUCCAGAACUGUAUUUUUGAGGCACCUCUCAUUGUGGGGUGAAUGUUCACAAAGCCCUUUCCUCAACCAUCUUAGGAGGCAUAAGCCUCCGGGGGCCUGUGACAUGGAAGCUUUGGAAGUGGAUGAUAUCAGCCCGGCCUUGGAAGUUACUGAGGACUUCUUUAGUACUUUUGAUAGUAAGCUGGAGAAGGCUGUCCAGCAAGCAGAGGUUUAUGGGAUUCAGGAAGUCCCUGAACUGGUGGGACACGAGGUACUCAGUAACCUAACAGACAAUGGUGCCAUCAGAAAUGCUGCCUCCCUGGGCAAGGGGGGCAUGAUUUGGGACCACUGUGAGAGCGGGCUCCUAGAAACCAAAGCGCAGAAUGUCUUCCCUGCCAAAGAACAGUUUAUGGUCCAGAAAGGGACAACCCCAGAUAACCUUUCCUGGAUGGAACAAAAAGAAGCAUCAACUUUUAAUUUUUUCAACUUCUGUCAGCGUCGGAGGGACAGACCUCGUUCUGUGAAUGACUUGUUGGAUGAGACGUCUACUUUCAAGCCAGGACAUGCGCGAUCAAGGUCAGAUGUCACCCAGGUGGACUGGAGGGUAGUCCUCAAGCCCACACCUUUGCAGCAGCAGCCCGCUCUCCAGGGCCCUCCCUUCACCAGACCGUCCUUCCUGUCAUCCUCCCCAAAUAAGAUAGAAGAUGUUCAAGGAAAUACUGAACACAAGCAGGCGUUCCCAAACAUCCUGAAGAAGGGUUACCUGGAGGUGAGGAAGGACCACGACAAUUACUGGCAAAGCUGUUAUGCAGAACUCUCCCCAUACAACUUACACUUCUACAGCCUUGACAGCAGUGGGAAUCAAAACCUCUAUGCCACAUACCAGCUUGCACACUUCCAGAGCAUAUCUGUUUUGGGCAACCUGGAGGCCAGACUCGUGGAUACCGUUCUGUAUGACAACACCCAGCUACAGCUAAAGGCAGAGUCACCGUGGGAGGCUUUGGACUGGGGGCAGAAGCUUUGGGAGGUCGUGCAUGCUGCUGUUCCUGGCUAUCUGAGACGGCAGGAUGAGCUGGCAAACUCCCCAGGGCUCAGCCAUCAUGUCAACUGUACUCAGAAUCAUUGUUUACAGAAUAAAUCCAGUGGGCUGCUCGCACCAUCCCCUGUCUCGGAGAGCCCCAAACAGUACCAAAACAUCCUCAAGUCAGGGACACUCUACAGGCUAACUGUCCAAAACAACUGGAAGGCAUUUACCUUUGUGUUGAGCAGGGCCUACCUUAUGGCUUUUCAGCCUGGCAAGCUAGAUGAGGAUCCCCUGCUCAGCUACAAUGUGGACGUGUGUCUGGCUGUCCAGAUGGACAACCUGGAUGACUGUGACUCUUGUUUUCAAGUUAUUUUCCCCCAAGAUGUCCUCCGCCUCCGUGCUGAGACCCGGCAGAGGGCUCAGGAGUGGAUGGAGGCUCUGAAAACAGCUGCCAAUGUAGCGCGGAGCUCAGAACAAAACCUGCAAGUCACACUGAGGAGCAAACCCAUGGAUCAGAUGGGUGGGCAUGAGGUCAGGAAGAACAAACGUCAGUCUGUGACCACCAGCUUCCUCAGCAUUCUGACAACUUUAUCUUUGGAACGAGGACUCACUGCUCAGAGUUUCAAGUGUGCAGGAUGCCAGCGAUCCAUCGGCCUUUCCAACGGGAAAGCCAAGGUGUGCAAUUACAGCGGGUGGUACUACUGCAGUGGCUGCCACGUGGAUGACAGCUUUCUCAUCCCGGCGCGCAUAGUCCACAACUGGGACACGUCAAAAUAUAAGGUGUCUAAGCAGGCCAAAGAGUUUCUGGAGUACGUGUAUGAAGAGCCCCUGAUCGACAUCCAGCAGGAGAACCCCAUGCUGUACCGACACUCUGAGCCACUGGCCACUGUGGUGCGGCUGCGGCAGCGACUGAAGUCGCUACGGGCCUAUUUGUUCAGCUGCCGGGCAGCCGUGGCCGAGGAUCUGCGCCGCAGGGUCUUCCCCAGAGAAUACCUCUUUCAACAGAUCCACCUGUAUUCCCUCUCUGAUCUGCAGCAGAUCUCUAUUGGCUACAGACCUUGAACAUGACACUGCAAUUUCCUGGUGCCACACAUGAGUAAUAAGCAGCUGUUUCUGAAACUGUGGUUUGGAGAACGCAGCACUAGGUUAUUUUUUAACUUAAUUGUAAUUUUUGAUUGGUCUGCAAGAAAGUAAAUCAAAUAAAGUCUGUUGUCUUAUUCUGCAAGAAAGCCAUAGGCCUCAAAUUCCAAUGCUGACCAUCUUGACCAGAAUAGAAGAGGGGGAAAAAUGUGUGUAUCCCUGAGCUGGAAGUUCAACCAGGCAGCUUUCAUGGGCUGCCGUCACACCAGGGUAAGCAUAUUUGGUGUAUUUGUCAGCUCGCUGGGUCAUGGAAAGUGAUAUUUGGUAGUUCCCUGAGUUCUCGAAGUCCCUGACAUGACAGAGUAAGAAGAAUUUGUGGAGAGACUGCAAAAGUGAAAAACAGCAGAAUCGGGUAGAAGAUAUCAGCCUGAUGUUGCUUUUUGUCCUUAUCCUACCUUGCAAUAAAAAGGACACAUAAUUUGAAUUUAAAAUGAAAGUGUGAAUUCUUUGAAUACCCUGUCAGUAAAAUACCUCUGAAACAGUCGUAUAUGUACACCCUCCAAGUAAAUAAAUCAGACUAGUACCUUCCUUUCUAGUACAAGAAAUUAAGUUUAAUGGAAAGCAGAAACUCUUUACCCUGUUUUGUACAUCUGCCUUUUCUCAGGGAGAUAGGGCAAUUUGGUGUAUGGAGAAGGUGAAGAAGGUUGAGUGCAGGGGGCUGAGGAGAUGGGAGAAGAGCUACAUGUAUUCUCUGCUAAUUACUUUGUCAUGAUUUUGUUCACGUAGACAGGCACUUUGGGAAAAAUAAAUGGAGAGAUAACUAAACCUCAUCUUCGAGGUCUGUUUCACCAUCACUCAUGACAUAUCCAAAUGACCACCUGGUUAACCAGAACUACCAGCCUUCUUAAUGCUAAAGAUGAGAUGGCCUUGUGGCUUUUGAUGGAUUGUUAUAAAGUUAUAGUAACCUGUGACUAACUUAAUUACAAGUAGGAAAAGAUUAAGACAAUUUCCAAGGGUGGCUAAGGGAUUAUCUUACAUAAGUGAUUCAAAUCAAGUCGGAAAUAUGUUAAAUGUCUUCCCCCAGCAUUUUCACAGGCAGAAAUAAGUAUGCCCUGUACAAGGCCAGUUCUGUUAUUUACAGCAGUAUUGAGGGAAAUGGAUGCGACUGCUUUACAUUAAUUUUUAUUAAGCCCAUCCAAACAGGACAAUUUGAUGCCUUUUAAAAAUGACAUUUUUUUUAAAAAGACAUAUGAACGUUUUUUCCUUCUCCCUAUUGUAAAUCUCAAGUGUUUGAAAGAAGGAAUGAGUCUAAAUCAUGUAUAGUUUCAAUUCAGAUUAAGAUAAUUAAUAAUAAGUUAUUAUUUAUUGGUCACUUGCUCUAAGUUAGACAUUAUGUUCAGUGGCUUCCUUAUAAUAAAUCUGAUCCUUCCCUCAACCCUGCAAGGUAGAUAUUAUUCUAAUUUUUCAGUUGAGGAAACUGAGGCUCGAGAGGUUAAGCAACCUGCCAAAGUCUCACAGCUGGAAAACAGAUGCACUAAAAUUCAUACUCAGAUCAACCUUGCUUUUCCCACUCUACCCCACUGCUUCCCAAUACCCAGAGACAGCUAAUUCUGAGGGAGUAUCAAGAGCUCUGUAAUGUCAGCCUCUCUGGGAGACUCCCUAAUGACUCAAACUACCAUGCACCAGAAAAUACACCCAACUUGUCAAGAAGCAAAACUAUAGUGGUUAGAUUUUUUUUUUUUAACAAGCUUUGGCUUUUUAUUAAGGAAGCACCCUUGUGAUUUCCUUUGUCCUGAUCAGUCCUGGCUUACUCUCAAUGAUAUUAGAAUCCCUGGAUGAACUGUAGCCCGGAUAGACAGUUUGUAGGACUUUGCCCCAUGAACAGCCCUGCUGAGGACCACUGUCACUCUGGAGAGGCACCCCACUUCAGGGGUGACAUAGCAAGAAUUUGCACGUCUGACUUCCCUCAAGCUGUGUGCUUACUGGCCAGCUUAUUGGCUUGGUGGCUGUUUCACUUUGCCCUUCCCAGAGUCAUUUCCCAGGUCCUUUGGCGUUCUGGCAGCUCUUUCCUACUCUUGUUCGGAGUGGGAGCCUGAAGGGGGCAGGCUCCUCGGCCUUUGGACUUCUCUGAGGCCACCAUCUUCCUAGUGUCUGUGGAAUGUAGCCCUAAUCUUAAGCCCCCACCAAGAUGGCUAGGAAGUGGGAGUGAAAGUUGACUUGGGGGCAGGAGAAGAUGGUGGGAGGCAGGACGCUUGAUUUCCGUUUAAGCAGUUAUCCAAAGUAACGAUACAUCUGAUUUUCAAAAAGAACCCCAGGAAAUGUUACAUCUGGAUCCUACUGCUUUGCGGUGAUGAAACCGCUCGACCAGAAGCCAGAAUAGCCAGAUUCUGUUCCCAGGGCUACUAGCUGCUGUAUUCAAAGACAAGAUUCAAGCCUCCUCAAUAUAUCUUUACUCCUAGAAAAUUACAAGUAGAAAGUUUUCCUUUUUAUAAUGUUAAGGAAAUGUUUUAAAUUCUAAAAUAAACUAAUAGAAUAUUACCUCACUUUUCUGGAGGGAAAACUCAGCAACUUCAGCCCUUUGAAACAUGGCCAUGACCCUGAGCUGACAAAUAGAAAGAGCAAUUAAUCAUGUGUAAAGAAGCAAAAAAAAGAGUUCCUGAAUAGCUGAGCUGCCACCAGGUCCAGGCACACUUUAAGCUACUCCCUCAUCACAUGGCAAAAUGAUUGAAAAUGUUUGUAACACAAAGACAACCCUAAGAUACGACUUGCAGCCAAGGAAAAGGAUAGGAAAAUAUCUUUGGUCAGUCAGCAAGAACUUAGGUGCCUGGUAGGGAGGGGAUAUUUAAGACAGGUAUGAGACUCAGGCUUUGCCUUCAAGCAAUUUACAUUCUCUUGGGUUGCUCCAUCUAAAAUUGCCAUUUUUAUAGGUAAAACCACCAUUUUAUAGGUAGUAUCACCAUUUUAUAUGUUCAGUCUACAGCUGGAUAAGCAAAACAAUCACAUGUUAAACAUUAGCAAAGAGUACAAAACAGCAUCAAGAUCUAUAUUAAAUUACAUGACAUACAAGUAAAUCAUAUGAAAUUCAGAGAUCCCUAACAGCUGAAGUGCCCAAGAAGGGUUUUCAGAUCAAGCUGAAUAGGUCUGAGCCAUGAGGCCUAGGUGAGAUUUUCAAAAGUAUUAAGAAAAGAAGUGAAACUUCAGACAGAGGAUAUGAUGUGGGUGAAGGCACAAGAGCGAGAGUCAGCAUAUUCUUCCCGGGAAAAAGUCGGCUCACAGCAGAAGAUCCACAGUAAGAAAUGGAAAAUGAGUUUAGAUGAUAGUGUGGAAUCAGCUUAUGGAGACACUCGCACACCAGGCAAAAUAUAAGUUCCAGUUUUGUCCAGUUCACUCUUAUAUCGUGAAUCUGGGACAUAAUAACUCAAUAUGACUUUAUGAAAUGAAUGAGUGAAGAGUUUUUACUAAUGAUAAGAAUUCACCCAAGUUUGAGGGAAGAGAUAAUACAUGAUGAAAGUAGUGUCUAAAACUGAUUAUCUUAUAUAUUGAAUGGGUCAAAGGAAAAAGACUAGCAUCUGGAAAUGAAACGAGAAGGUUAAUUUAUUAAUCUAAAGAGGGGUGAUGAGAGCCAGGGACAACAUGGGAAAAAGAAACUUAUUUCAGAUUUAAAAGAGUAUCAACCUGAACCCUGAAACCAUCUGCUGUGUGAAAGGAACCAGUCACAAAAGACCACAUAUUGUAUGAUUCCAUUUAUAUGAAAUGUCCAGAGUAGGUAAAUCUAUAGGGACGUAAAGUAGAUUAUUGGUUGCCUUGGGCUUAGAGGGUAGGUUAGUUUGGGGAAGGGAGUAAUUGCUAAAGGAUACAAGGUUUUUUGGAAGAGGUGACAAAAUAUUCUAAAACUGAUUGUGGUGAUGGUACAUAACUCUGUGAAUAAACUAAAAACCUUUUAAUUGUAGACUCUAAAUAGGUGAAUUGCAUGGUAUGUGAAUUAUGUCUCAAUAAAGUUAUUUUAAAAGAGAGAUCAUCAAUAAAAUGUGGUGAAUGACAAUAUAUAUGUGUUUGAUGGAGAAAGUGAGUCAUUCAUUACAGACUCUAUAAUUUCCAGUUUGAUUCUCAUUGAAAUAACAAGAAUAUCCACAAACUGUCAUUACUUAAUAUUGUUUUAUGAGUGCUGGACAAUGCAGUAAGACAUGAAACAUAAACAAGAGGUACAAUAUUAGCAAGGAAGGGAUCGGGUCAUUACUUUCAGGAAACGCAAAAGAAUCACCUAAAAAUGAUCCACAUUCAAGAAAAUUCAGUAAUAUAUCAUACAUAAAGAUGUACCCAAAUGUCAGUAUAUUCUAAUAUACCAGCAAUAGUGAAUAAAAAGUAUUAUACAGCAGUUUCACCUGGAAAUAACCUAAAUAAAUAGUGUGUGUGCCUUAUACAAGGGGGAAAAAACAGAUUUUUAUUAAGCAAUAAUAAAUGAAGAUUUAAUAAAAUGGAAAUAUAGAUCAGGUUCUUUGAUAGGGAAACUAUUAUAAAGCUAUCAAUCCCCAAAUAAAUUUUUUAAAGUUUAUUGAAGUCCCUAGACAGGAAUAAAUAUACAUUGCUGGUAAGGGGUAUUUCAGUGUAUAUUUCAAAAGCCUUCAAAAUGUUUAUAUCUUUUGUUUCAAGGAAAUCUAGAUAGAGAAGAAGUUUUAUGCAGUAGAUGCCCAGUCUGCUCCUUUAGAGCCAGGUGAUGGCUCUCCUGUCUUCCUCAGGGUCCCACCACCCUCAGUUCCUUCAAACGGCCUUUCAUCACCUGGUUUCCAGACUUUCCUAUCCCUGAUGUUUUCCCCUAAAUGGACUGUAGUUAGUUAGUGUCUCUCUGUAAAUGUGUCAUUAACCUUGGUUGUUUAGAGAACAGUAACAUAAGUAAACCAAACUCAGCUGAAGUAUCAUUACCACAAUUUAGAAACAUCCCUGUGAUGCACUGGAAAGUAUUUACUGGUGGUUGGAAAUAUGAUUUAGUAGUGGUUAUUUCUUAGAAAGUAUGUAUAAUGUGUUGAUAUUAGGAGUGUGCUUUAGUAGGGUUUAUCAAAGUUAAUGGUCCUUGAGGAAACAUAAAUAAGAGAAGGUCUAUCUAUGGCUUUCUAAAGGUAACAGAGAGGAGGAGAAAUUAAAGAAUGGUGAAAUACGUACUUUCUUGACUCAAACAGCCAGUAUAAUUUCCACCCCCUUUAUUAAGAAAAAUCCACUCUUAUACAGGAGUAAACCUGAUUUUUCUGCUCAGUUUCUGCAUCUAAUGCAAAAAUAAUACAUUUUUAAAAAUUAAAAAAACCUGUAUAUAUAAUGAAUACUUGCUUUUCCAACUUGUUUCCUUCCCUAGAGUUAACUACUAUUAUAUUCAUUUUUAAAAGGUCAUGAGAUUAUUUGGUGAUGUUUAGAAAACACUUUAGUUUUAAUCUCCAGUAUUAUGUAUAGCUUCAUUUUUUUGCAGAAUUCAUUCGUACAUUCCUUGUUGUCUUUAUUUUUGUAUUAUCAGUUACUUCUAUUUAUUUACCUUGGCAUUGUCAUUUCUCUUUAGGUAUGAUUUAGUACAUUUCCCACAAAUACCAUUUUUGUGUAAAAUGUCAUCUUAAUUAUGUGUUCAUUUGAAAGUAUCCAGCUAUUUCCAGUUAUUUCCAACUAUAUCCAAAUUAAUUUAAUCUUUUCUUAUGUAUAAUCAGCAUGUAUAUAUGCAUAUGCAUUAAUGAGAGAAAUAAAGGCAGAUUUUAUUUUGUUAGUAUAUGAAUUGCUGAAGUCUUUGAGGCCCAUGCCAUAUUAGUUAAGUGAGGAGGGAUCUGACUGACUAUUGGUUCCCAACUCAUGGGUGUUUGCAGGUUAACUGGUGAGGUAACCACGGGAGGCAGGGAGAUGCAGGACACCAGGGCCUAGUGGAGACACCUGUCAACUGGGAGCAUGCGCCUCAGCAGGAGCCAGCAGCCCCUGCUCACAGCCAGGAUCAUCGUCAUGUUGAAAUUCGGGCCUACUUUUGCCAGAUCUAAUGAUUUUUCAAAAGAAGCCAAAAGUCUGAAUUUUUAUGUGAAAUCUCCCAAUUAUUAAAUUGGCUCAUUUUUUAAACAGUAGAAGGUUUUUUAAAUCCUCAAAUUGGAUACGGCCCUCAGACUGCCAAACUGCAACUUCUUUAUAUCAAUAUACCUAUCAGCAGCAAAAG